UAUACUUUAAUUGAUGUUUAUGCACUUGUUAUUUAUAACUCGCGCGCGACGUCUCGACGCAGUUAUUAUCAAACCAAAACAAAAUGCUAAUCUACUCCGAUAACGCGCCAUACACUCAAUAUAUUAUAUCGGAAGCAAAACAUCCGGAUCGCGGAUUUCGAUAAGACCCUGGGAGGUGCGCAGUACUGCCCCUAUUAUAGUUUCAUCGAAUUUUAAUUCAUACGACAAUUCCCCUAACAAUACGCUUUCGUUUACCAUUCAUCGCACAGCAGGAAGUCGUAAAAAAGGAGCUACGGCACGGACAAUUAUACAGUUACGAACCGAGCCUGUCUGUAACUCCGAAAAACUACUUACUUACUCGAGUAAAAAAAAAAACCGCAAUGGAGAAGCCGCAGAAGCGGCGAACCGGCCCCUUUGCACCGCAACAGUCGUUCAGCGCGCGAUGCUGCAGCAGUAUACACGGCACGCGACUUGCACGCACGCGCCUGUUCUCCGCUGUAAUAACGUUAUACUUAGCCUAUCUAUCUCUCGUUUGGUUCUCUAUCUGUACUCGUAUAACUAUAUAUAGCUUCCCUCGCAGAGUAGUGGGUUGACGUCGAGGGAGACAGUGUCCAGACGUACCUAAACAACUGAGGCUCCGAAAAAAUAAAAUCGAAAAAGUGCCUAAUAUUUAUAACGGAAACUGUAUAGUGAUGUGUAUAUAUACGAAGAGAGGAAAAAAGGCGAACUUACGCCCCUAACCGCCGCAGCAGCACAUACCUAGCCUAUACUUACGCGGCGGCGGCGGCGGCGGCGGCGGCGACAGUUGUGCGUCGUGUGGGUGUGCGUGCGAGUGUGUGCGAGAGGUAUCCUGCAUCACAUCGCGAAGAAGAUCACCGCGAGUAGUUAGCGAGUGUGAAUCAAGCCGAGCGCGUACAUGUGCGGAGCCACGCAACCGUUGUCAGUUAUCUCCUCCAGGAGGCACCGCUACAUCAUCGAGUCGCUGUAGGCAGUGCGCGCGUGUUUGUCUUUCUCUCUCUACUCGUCGACGCCGCUGCGAAACGGUGAACGAUGGAGAUCGCAAGGAACAUCUCGAGGGCCUUUUGGUCGCCGCAAAUCUGGCUGCCGCCCAACAUCAGCUGGGCCGACAUCGAGCCCACCCCCGAGAACAAGUUCGCCGACUACCGGCACUUGUUGUACCCGCUGCCGAUGGCCUUGGUGCUCCUCGUCAUGCGAUACGCCCUCGAGAGGUUCUGCUUUGCACCGUUUGGUAGAAGUUUAGGUAUUAAGACAUCAAGAUCAAAAAAGGCAGCUCCUAAUCCUAUUUUGGACAAAGCCUACAAUGGCAAGAAGAUUAAACAGAAGCAGAUAACUGCCCUUGGUAAACAAUUGGACUGGAGUGAGAGACAAGUAGAGCGAUGGCUUAGACUGAGACGAGCUCAAGAUAAGCCUUCAACAUUGACAAAGUUUUGUGAAAACAGCUGGCGAUGUCUGUAUUAUACUUAUUCCUUCUUCUUUGGCCUAUUUAUUCUGUGGGACAAACCAUGGCUGUGGAAUAUUAACCAUUGUUAUUACAAUUAUCCUUAUCAUCCUUUAUCAAAUGAUGUAUGGUGGUAUUACAUGGUGUCAAUGGCAUUCUAUUGGUCACUGAGCUUUUCUCAGUACUUUGAUGUUAAAAGAAAAGAUUUUUGGCAAAUGUUUGUACAUCAUAUAGCAACUAUUGUUCUCAUGUCCUUUUCCUGGGUCGGUAAUCUUACAAGGAUCGGCUCUCUUGUACUUCUAGUUCACGACUGUGCCGAUAUUUUUCUAGAGGCAGCAAAAAUGGCUAAAUAUGCAAACUAUCAAAGACUUUGCGACUUUAUUUUUGCAUUCUUUACUGUGUUAUGGAUUGUAACGCGUAUGGGUGUUUAUCCAUUCUGGAUUAUUUAUAGCACCUCUAUUGAAGCACCAAAGAUUGUGCCGAUGUUUCCAGCAUAUUAUAUUUUUAACUCUUUGCUGAGUUUAUUGCUGGUCCUGCAUACCUUCUGGACAUGGCUCAUUUUGAAGAUAGCUUAUAAUGCAUUUUAUGCUGGCCAGAUGGAAGGUGAUAUUCGUAGCGAUAGUAGCGAAGAAAUCUCCGAGGAGAUUAAUGGAACAACUGCGAACAAUGUUAACCACACUAGUAGGCCAAAUACAAGGCAAAAACAAAACUAGCGUAAGUAGUUCGUCGCUUUAGCGAACGCAAAAAGUAUUACAUCGAUUAAGAGUGGAUGUUGUUGCCUUUAACUUAGGGUGAUGACGAAUGAUAAGGACGAAAAUCUAAAGAUUAAAGUUUUGUAAUUAAAGUAAUUAGAAAUUAUUUAGCUCGAAUGAAUUGUGAACCUUCUGGUUUGAGGUUGGAUGUGGCACGAAUUCUAUCGAUUCUAAUCUUAUUUUCUAUAGUCGAUGAGCGCUUUUAUACAAAAGUAGCCGAAAGGGUAUCGUGCAGUGGUCGCCUGUUUAUAAGAUUGUCAUUACUGAGUAGUGAAAUGUUCAAUUGUUGCGAAAUGUAUAUGUCGUUUUCACUGUAUCAUUAUGAUGUUUUAUGAACACAUCUUUAUUCAUCAAGAUUUAUGUAUGUACUUUUUUUCUUUACCAUGCACCUACCAGUUUGUGAAGAAAAACCUUAUUCCGCAGCAUUGUGUUUUGUAAACCUACAUUAUAAUAAAUUUUUAUACGUUGCUGAAGUUUAACUUAUUCCGUUCAUUCCGACGCUUUAUGACAUGUCUAAAUAUGUGGAAUAAAGUUUUCUAUGCAUUAUGAAAGUGGCCCUAUUAAACUGUAUCUAAUGAAAAGUAA
This is a messenger RNA of Nasonia vitripennis (jewel wasp), 2796 nucleotides long. RefSeq names its product ceramide synthase 6 (gene schlank). Bases 1051 to 2172 code for a protein of 373 amino acids. The record is from RefSeq and is a predicted model, not a curated record. Gene Ontology annotation, cellular component: membrane. Lineage: Eukaryota; Metazoa; Arthropoda; Insecta; Hymenoptera; Pteromalidae. Gene Ontology annotation, biological process: ceramide biosynthetic process. Gene Ontology annotation, molecular function: sphingosine N-acyltransferase activity. The transcript has 6 exons.